AUGUCAUUUUUUAACAAUGAUUUUAAAAUAGAUAGAAUUAAUAAUAGUAAUAAUUAUGAAAAAUCAUUUUGGAAAAUUAUUAGUAAUUUUUAUCUAUUAAAAUUAAUUUUUAAUAAAAUUAAUGAUACAGAGUGGAUAAAAUUUGAAAAUCCAAAACAAAUCAAUCAUUUUAAAAAUAGAAAAAAGUUUAAAGAUAUUACAUCUUUAAAAUGGAUGUUAAAAAAAAAAUUAUUCUCAUUAUUAAAACUUAAAAUCAAUAACAAUGACGAGUUUAUUAAUAUUGAUAAACAUUCGAUUUAUGAAUUAUUUCGAUCAUUAUCAUUGACUCCAAACUCUAUUAAUGUUUUAGAUAAUACUAUUCAUGGUAAUAAUGAUGAAGAAAAUUUCAUUGAAACUCAAGAGAAUUGGAUAUAUAAUGAUCUUGAAGCACAAUAUGAUCAACCAAAAUCCAUUGUAGAAUAUAAUGAAAAUGAUAUUAUUCAAAUUAAAGAAAUAUUAAAUUUAUUAUUAAAUAAGAGAAGGAAUGAAUUUGAAAUUUGUGAUUUAACAAAUGCAGCGAUUAAUUGCAAUAGUUUAUAUGUUUUGAAGUUAUUAAUUAGUGAACCAUAUUAUAUUGAUGUUAUUCCAUCAUCGAUUUUAUUGGCAUAUAGAAAAUGUGACCCAAUUAUUAUUUUAGAAUUAUUUAAAUUUAAUAAAUCAAUUUUUUCAUUUUAUGAAAUUAAAAUUCACUCUUUGGAACAAUCAAGUAAAAAUAAAUACAAUUCUUUAGAAAUGGUUAAAUUUAUCUUAGAAAAUGAUUAUUUAUAUAAAUUAAAUGAAAUUGAAAAACAAUCACCAUCAUCAUAUAUAUCAUUAUUUUUUAUUGAAAUUUCACAUAGGAAAUUAAAAGUUGAAAAUGUUUUAAAAUUAAAAUGUUUAAAAACUAUUAAAAUUUUAAUGGAAUUAAAUUUAAUUGAACCAUCAACAUUUGUUGAUAAUUCAAUUUUUGAUGUAUUAAAUUUUAAUAAUACUUUUGAAGAAUCAAAAACAAUUUUGUUGUUUUGUUUAAAGUAUUUCCCAAAAUUAAAAAAUGAUAAAGAAAUCAAAAAAAAACUAGAAAACAUUUUAGAAAAUGAUUGUGAUAAUUUAAAAGAAUUACAAACGUUGAUUAUAAUAAAUUUACAUCCUUUAAAUUUAUAUAGACAAUACAUCAAGAAUUAUCAAGAAUCAAUAGAUGAAUGUCAUUUAGAUGGUUUAGUUUCAAAUGAUUAUGAUAUGGAAUCCAAUAAAUUUAUUACCUUUUAUAGAUUAUCCACUUUACUUUCUUUUGGGGGUCAAAAAAUAUUUAAUCUUUUUAAAUUGGAUAACGCAAGAAAUUUAUUAUUAACAGAAAAAGAUAUUAAAAAAAGUAAUAUAAAAUUUCAUCCUUUAUUAUUUGAUUCAUAUGAUUCAUCAAAACUUUUAAUUGAUAAUAUAUCAGUAGUAGAGUGGUUAAUCGAUAAUAAUAUGAUGUUAAGGGUACUCAAUUCAAACAUGAUUUCUAUUAAAUUUAAAUCUUUUGAUUUUGGAUUAUCCUGCUUUUUAAAUUAUGAAGUAUUAAGAAAUUUAAAAAGAAGUUUAAUAUUUGAACAAUUUUUAAAGGAUUUCUUUUUCUCAUCAAUCGAAAAUGGAUCAAUUAAUAUAUUGAAAAAAAUAAGUAAUAUCGUUCGAGAAUAUAUCAAUGUAUCUCAAUUUUAUAGUACAAUAGAGCUUUUUUUACCAAAUGAUAUAUAUAUUUCCUUAGAGGUGUUUAAUUAUUUCAAUGAAAAUGGUUUUAAUGGUUUUAGGGAUCAAUUACUAUAUAAAUUUUUAAAACUAUCUAUUGAUAAACAUCCAUCAUUAAAAAAGGUUAAAAUAAAUCAUAAUCUAAUUGGUUUAUAUGACUUAAUCCUUUUUUUCCCAAAAGAUUUAAAUUUAGUUAAAUUAUUUCUUAAUAAUAUUGACAAAUUAAAAGAAGAUAAUCCAAUUCAAGAGUUAGAUAAUAAUAUAUACAAUCAAUAUUUUGAUUUAGUCCAAAACAAUUUCAAAACAAAGCAAUUGGUUUCAAUUAUUAAAUUAAUUAUCUCAAAGUUUAAUAACAAUUCAAAUGUACAUAUUUUAAAUCAUUAUUUUAAUCUCUUGAUAAGAAAUUAUGGUGUAACUAUUGAAACUAUUAAAACAAUACAAGAUCUACUGUUUGAAAAUUCAAUUGUUAUUGAAAAUUCUACAAUUCGUACAUUCUAUUACCUAAAUGCUAGAUCCCCAAAAUUUACGAAAUUAAUACUCACAGGAAUUAAAUCAUAUUGGCUUUGUUUAGGAACGGAUCAAAUUAAAUCAAUUGAAAUUUAUAUUAGUAAUUUCAAUUAUAAAUAUUUAACUGAACAACAAGAAAUUUAUGGAAAUCAAAAAUUUAAAAAUUCAUUUGAUAUAAUUUUAAAAGAGUUAAUUUCAAAUAUUAUUUUUAAAAAAUUUAAAACUAAUCCAAAUAUUGAAAUAAGAGAAUUUGAAAGAUUAACUAAACCUCUUUUAAUAUACUUUUUAAAAAUUGGAAGAAGAGAUUUAUUUUUAGAAAAUUAUCAAUGGUUUAAAAUGAUGUUAUAUAAACAUUUAAAUAAUUUAAGUAUUUUAGAACUAAUUGCGGAAUGUACCUCAUCAAUUUUAUCUCCAUCAGUUCCUUCGAAUGGUAAUCUUAAAUUAUUAAACUCAAUAUCACCAAUUUUUAGAACCAAUUAUUUCAAUGACAGUUUUAAAUUUAAAAAACCAAAUGAUUUUGAUUUGAAUUUGUUUUUUAAAUCUUGUAGCCAAUAUGAACUUUCUAUAGUAUUAGAAAAUUAUUUCAAUUCAAAUAGUUUCCUUUCAAAGGCUUUAUUUGAAUCAUUUGAUUUUAAUAACAUUGAUAAUUUAAAGUUUUUAAUUGAAAAUUAUAAUAAUCACAUUCAAUUAAUUGGUUUAUUUGAUUAUAAAAAAUCAUGUUUUCUAUCUUUAAAAUUUAUUUUAAAUAAUUUCCCACAAAAAUUUUAUAAUCAUAUUAUAAUACCAAUUGAAAUUCAAAAGGAAUCAUUAAAUGAUUUAGAAUUUUCUGAUAAUUUUUUAAACUACAUUUAUAUUUAUUUCAGCAAUAAUGUAGAUUCAUUAAAAUUUUUAAAUUCAGAAAAUGGUAAAAUAAAUCAAUUCAUUCAAGAAUUAAUAAUUAAAAUUAGGGAAUUAAUAACAACAAAUAAAUUAUUUUUAAUUGAAAAAACUGAUCAAUCAAAACAACAAAAAUCAGAUAAAAAUAAUGAAAUUAAAUCAAUAAUCGAACAAAAAGAUAUUAAAGAAUUACUAUUAUCAAAUUUAAAUAAUUAUUUAGAAAUUAGAGAUUCACAAAGGAAUUUAAAAAAAAGUGAAUUUGAAAUUAAAUAUUUAAAUGAUGAUAAUAAUUUAUUUAUUCAAUCAUUUAUAAAUGGUGAUAUUAAACAAUGUGAAUUGUUACUACUUCAUUUUAAAAACUUUAUUUUAACAAAAUCUUCAAUAACAAAAACAAUUAUAAAUAAUAAUAUUUUUAUAAUUAAAUAUUUUUAUCAUAAACUUAUAAAAAUUAAUUUAAUUUUAUUAAAUUAUUUAAAAUCACAAUUAUUACAAAAUUAUGACUAUAAAUAUAAUUUAAAUUGGUUAGAAUAA
Messenger RNA from Dictyostelium discoideum AX4, 3657 nucleotides. RefSeq lists its product as hypothetical. Lineage: Eukaryota; Evosea; Eumycetozoa; Dictyosteliales; Dictyosteliaceae. The transcript has a single exon. The record is from RefSeq and is a predicted model, not a curated record. The coding region runs from base 1 to 3657 and encodes 1218 amino acids.